Molecule: messenger RNA, 2684 nt
Organism: Pistacia vera
Lineage: Eukaryota; Viridiplantae; Streptophyta; Magnoliopsida; Sapindales; Anacardiaceae
Product: UDP-glycosyltransferase 87A1-like
Exons: 3
Coding region: 259-1632 (457 amino acids)
Molecular function (GO): UDP-glycosyltransferase activity
Source: RefSeq, a predicted model, not a curated record
GUCAAAAAGGUGGUAAAAGGAAUACUGGCCAUACAUUUGUAAGUCGGUUCUAAAUACGAUGCAUAUGACUUCAUCACAAAUUGACCCACAAAAUAUUAUACAAGCAUUUUCUUUUAUUUCAUCUUAUCUGUAAUUUUUCAAAACCAGAAGUGAUCUGUUUUUAUCUGAAAACGUUAUCCUGAGCUCACUUUAGAAGAUGAUAAAGGACGCACCUCUUGUUCUUCCAAACUCUACCAAGAUAAACAGCCCAACUGAGAGAUGUACUCAACCGCCAUCUGUCAUGUGGUUGCGAUGCCUUAUCCAGGCAGAGGCCACAUCAACCCUUUGAUGAACCUCUGCAAAUUGUUAGUUUCUAGAAAGCAAGAUAUUAUCAUCACCUUUGUUGUCACAGAAGAGUGGCUAGGAUUAAUCGGCUCCAAUCCUAGGCCUGAUAACAUACGCUUCAGAACAAUUCCUAAUGUCAUCCCAUCUGAGAGGGUUAGGGCACAAGACUUUCCUGGCUUCUACGAAGCUGUCAUGACAAAGAUGGAAGCUCCUUUUGAACAGCUUCUUGAUCGGCUUGAACCACCUGUGACUGCCAUCAUUGCAGAUCUUGAGUUAAGGUGGCCAAUCAAUCUGGGGACUAGGAGGAAUAUUCCAGUGGCUGCACUUUGGACAGCGUCAACAUUAUAUUUCUCUUUGCUCUAUCAUUUUUAUCAAUUCUCAAAAGAACAUCUUGCAGUCUUGAACCUGCCAGAUCAUGUGGACUACAUCCCUGGAAUUUCUUCAUCAAAUAUAGCGGACCUUAAAACAGUGUUCCACAAAAAUGACAAUGGAGUCUUGCAGCUUCUACUGGAUUGCAUUUCAAGGGUGCCAAAAGCACAAUAUCUUCUAUUCACUUCCAUCUACGAGCUUGAACCGCAAGUUACCAACAACUUAAUAUCAGCUUUUCCGUUUCCUGUCUACCAUAUUGGUCCUGCUAUACCUUACCUAGAACUUAAAAAUGACGCCUUUGGAAGUAAUUGUAAUAGUGCCAAUGAACCUGACUAUAUAAGAUGGCUAGAUUCUAAAGCUGCAGAUUCUGUUCUUUACAUCUCAUUAGGCAGCUUCCUCUCUGUUUCAAGUGCCCAAAUGGAUGAAAUUCUUGCUGGCUUGCAAAAUAGUAGUGUUUGUUUCAUGUGGGUGACUCGUGGAGAAGCUUCUCAGUUGGAAGAAAUUUGUGGAGAUAAAGGGUUAGUACUGCCCUGGUGUGACCAAUUAAAGGUGUUGUGCCAUUCUUCUGUGGGGGGUUUUUGGACACAUUGUGGAUGGAAUUCUACGCUCGAAGCUGUAUUUGCUGGAGUUCCUAUGCUUACAUUUCCUCUGUGCUUUGAUCAAGAUCCUAAUAGUAACCAAAUUGUGGAAGACUGGAAAAUUGGGUGGAGAGUGAAGAAAGAGAUUGGAAGUCAAAAUAUAGUUACAAGAGAGGAAAUUUCAGAUCUUGUACAAAGGUUUAUGGAUUUGAGUAGCAAUGAGGGAAAAGAAAUGAGAAGAAAUGCAAGACAAGUAAGAGAUACCUGUCAUGGUGCAAUUGCGGAAGGUGAAGGUGGAUCAUCUGUAAUCAACCUUAAUGCAUUCAUCCGGGACAUUUUAAAAGGACAAAGCCACAAAUAGAAUUCUUUAGUAAAAGGGCGAAGAACGUGUGGACUACAUCCCAGGAGUUUCUUCAACACGUCUGAUGGACUUUCCGUUGCAUAACAGUGGAGUAAACCCAUAUAUGUUGCAGCAAUUCUAUAGGAUUAUUUCGUGGUAGCAUAAAUCACAAUAUCUAUAGGAUUAUUUCGUGGUAGCAUAAAUCACAAUAUCUUUUAAUCACUUCAAUUUAUGAGCUAGAACCCUAUGCUAUUGAGGCUUUAAGGGCAAAGAUUCUAUUACUCAUCUACCCAUCUAGCCCUUCAAUGCCCUGGUUCAAACUUGGAGACAAUUCAUCUUUAAGUCCUAACCACAAUGAAAUCAACUACAUAGAGUGGCUAAACAACCAGCCCAACAAUUCAGUUCUUUUGUGUCUCUUUUGGAAGUUUUCUUUUGGUUUCAGGCGCUCAAAUGGAUGAAAUUGCAGCUGGUUCGAGCAGUGGCGGUGUUAGGAUCUUGUGGGUAGUUCGUGGAGAAACAGGUAAACUAAAAGAGGGUUUUGGUAAAAUGGGAUUGAUAGUUCCCUGGUGUGACCAAUUUAAGAUGUUAUCUCAUCCUUGUCCAGGGGUCUUUUGGACAGAUUGUGGGUGGAAUUCUAUUAGAGAAGGUGUUUUUGCAGGAAUGCCUUUUCUGUCAUUCCCAAUAGGAAUGGACCAAAUUACAAAUAGUUAGUCAAUCGAGGAAGAUUUGAAAAUUGGUUGGAGAGUUAGAAAGGAGACGAGGGGGGUGGAAAUUUUGGUGAAAAGAGAUGCAAUAAUGGAGCUUUUGCGGAAGUUUGUGGAUAUGGAAAGCACCGAAGUCAAAGAAAUGAGGAAAAGGGCGAAAAAUCUCCAGGAAUUAUAUGAAAAUGCAAUUGCAGAAGCACCAAAUCCUUCAUUCGGUACAUUGCUCAAUAUUCUCAGUGGGCAUAGAGCUGCCUCCAAAAAUAUUCAUGAUUCAUCUGUAUGAAACUUGUGAAUUUGACCAUGUGGUAAAACACAAAAUCUCUUGGAUUGGAGCAAUUUCAUCGUUUUUUGUGUCUUACGAUGGUUAGG